AAAAUGGCUCUCUACCGGUUUUGUCUUUGUGCUUCAGCCGUGAUGAUGAUUCUCUUAACCGGAGGAUGUCACUCACAGCAGCCAGUAUGUGGCCAGGCUCCAAAAAACACCAGAAUUGUGGGAGGUCAAAAUGCGUCUCCAGGAAGUUGGCCCUGGUUGGUCAGUUUAAACAAUGAUGACGGUCCCUUCUGUGGAGGGUCCCUAAUUAACGAUCAGUGGGUGCUGACCGCUGCUCACUGCGUACCAGGAAAUGAACUCUUUACCACAACGGCUUAUCUGGGCCGCCUCAGCCAGUCGGGUCCAAACUUCAACGAAGUGUCAACGACUCUUGAAGAUAUCAUUUGCCAUCCUUCAUACGACUUCUUGACCAAUGAGAACGACAUCUGUCUCCUGAAGCUGUCGGCCCCGGUGAAUUUUACAGACUACAUACAACCGGUCUGCUUGGCCUCGGAAGGGAGCACGUUCCACUCCGGGGUCAGCAGCUGGGUCACUGGUUUUGGUAAUACUCAAGCUGAUGUAUCUUCUGGAGCCGACAUCCUGCAGGAAGUGAACGUACCAAUCGUUGGAAACAAUGAGUGCAAAUGCACCUAUCCUUUCAUCACAGAUAACGUCAUCUGUGCUGGGUUCAGAGAGGGAGGGAAGGAUGCGUGUCAGGGAGACUCAGGGGGACCACUGGUGACAAAAAACGGUUUUACGUGGAUCCAAAGUGGAGUUGUGAGUUUUGGCGAGGGCUGCGCCAGGCCUAUGACUCCUGGAGUCUACAUCCGUGUGUCCCAGUACCAGGACUGGAUCACCAACAUCACUGGCAGCAAUGAACCAGGCUUUGUUACCUACAGAUCCUCAGGAGUGGACAGCGACCUAAAUAGUACCUGUUCUUCUACAAACCCCACUACCACCAUGACCCCCACUUCCACCGCAACCCCCAUGAUUCCCACUACCACUAUCACUCCCACUACCACAAUGACUCCCACUACAACCGCAACCCCCACCACCACCAUGACUCCCACUACCACCGUAACCCCCACCACCACCAUGACUCCCAUUACCACCGUAACCACCAUGAUCCCCACUACCACUAUCAUUCCAACUACCACCGCAACUCCCACUACCACAAUGACUCCCACUACCCCCACCACCACAACUCCCACUACAACCGCAACCCCCACCACCAUGACUCCCACUACAACCGCAACCCCCACCACCACCAUGACUCCCACUACCACCGUAACCCCCACCACCACCAUGACUCCCACUACCACCGUAACCACCAUGAAUCCCACUACCACUAUCAUUCCCACUACCACCGCAACUCCCACUACCACAAUGACUCCCACUACCCCCACCACCACAACUCCCACUACAACCGCAACCCCCACCACCAUGACUCCCACUACAACCGCAACCCCCACCACCACCAUGACUCCCACUACCACCGUAACCCCCACCACCACCAUGACUCCCACUACCACCGUAACCACCAUGAAUCCCACUACCACUAUCAUUCCCACUACCACCGCAACUCCCACUACCACAAUGACUCCCACUACCCCUACCACCACAACUCCCACUACAACCGCAACCCCCACUACCACCAUAACCCCCACCACCACCAUGACUCCCACUACCACCGUAACCACUGACAGUGUAUUUGAUAGUGGUGUAAAUGUGAUCCAUUUCUCCCACUACACCUCACUCUGUCUUCUAGUGAUUUCCUUCUAUGUGCUGGAUGGAGAAACGUGUGGACAAAGUGAAGGAGGCACAGUGAAAAUGGGUCUCUACCAGUUUCUUUGUGGUCCAGCUGUGGUGAUGAUCAUCCUCUUCUCCGUGGGAUGUCACUCACGGCAACCAGUAUGUGGCCAGGCUCCAAAAAACACCAGAAUUGUGGGAGGUCAAAAUGCGUCUUCAGGAAGUUGGCCCUGGUUGGUCAGUUUAAACAAUGGUGACGGUCCCUUCUGUGGAGGGUCCCUAAUUCACAAUCAGUGGGUGCUGACCGCUGCUCACUGCGUACCAGGAAAUGAACUCCUCACCACAACGGCUUAUCUGGGUCGCCUCACCCAGUCGGGUACCAACGUUAACGAAGUGUCAACGACUCUUGAAGAUAUCAUUUGCCAUCCUUUCUACGACUCCCAAACCAAUGAGAACGACAUCUGUCUCCUGAAGCUGUCGGCCCCGGUGAAUUUUACAGACUACAUACAACCGGUCUGCUUGGCCUCGGCAGGGAGCACGUUCCACUCCGGGGUCAGCAGCUGGGUCACUGGUUUUGGUAAUACUCAAGCUGAUUCAAUUUCCGGAGCCGACGUCCUUCAGGAAGUGAAUCUACCAAUCGUUGGAAACAAUGAGUGCAAAUGCGCCUAUUCUGAAAUCACAGAUAACAUGAUCUGUGCUGGGUUGAGAGAGGGAGGGAAGGAUUCGUGUCAGGGAGACUCAGGGGGACCACUGGUGACAAAAAAAGAUUCUGUGUGGAUCCAGAUCGGAGUUGUGAGUUUUGGGGAAGGCUGCGCCAGGCCUAUGACUCCUGGAGUCUACACCCGUGUGUCCGAGUACCAGGACUGGAUCACCAACAUCACUGGCAGCAAUGAACCAGGCUUUGUUACCUACAAAUCUUCAGGAGUGGACAGCGACUUAAAUGUGAUCUGUUCUACCCCCACCGCAACCCCCAAUAUCACCAUGAUUCCCACUCACACCACAACCCCCACCACCUCACCAUACCCAACUAGCAUAUGCCCUACUGGAAAGGAUGGCAGUAUAUUUGGCAGUGGUGAAAAUGUGAUCCAUUUCUCCCACUUCACCUCAAUCUGUCUUCUAGUUAUGUCCCUCUAUGUGCUGGUUGGUGUUUAAGGCUUAAGGUUUCAAAGAGCAAAUGUUUCUCUCAACUCUUUUCAUGAAUUAAAAAUAUAUCCUGUUGCACCUGUAACCACACCCAACAGUGAUGUCACAAUGUCCUGGGGUACACCAAUACAUCACUGUAGCAAUAGGUGAGACAUAAAACCACUGGGGAUCAGCAAAAAACUAAUCUUUUCAGCGGGAAGUUGUGUGUCUCUUAAAUGUAGAUGAUUGGAUUGAUGUUAGUUUCACUGUUUGAAAAAGUUUGGGAAAUGUUGUAUUGUCUUUUGUUUUUCAGAAAUGUGUCAGAACACAGGUGUGCCACACAUAAACUAGAGUUGACCUUUUCACCGGUGCAGUCAUACUCUACAUUUGCACAACAUUUUAAAUGUCAUACAAUCCUUGAUGGGUGAUGGGUAACUGGUGCGAUCCUCAUUCCUUCUCAACUAUCUGCAAUGUUUCAUCCUUGCAUUCUUCAUAGAGAUACAGGCCAGAUGGAACGGACGCCAUAUAUCUUCGGAUAAUAAACCAAUAACUGAAUUGCACAUAUUAGCAAACUAA
This is a messenger RNA of Cyclopterus lumpus (lumpfish), 3384 nucleotides long. RefSeq names its product transmembrane protease serine 9-like. The transcript is spliced from 12 exons. NCBI's taxonomy places the organism in Eukaryota, Metazoa, Chordata, Actinopteri, Perciformes, Cyclopteridae. The coding region runs from base 4 to 2838 and encodes 944 amino acids. Gene Ontology annotation, molecular function: serine-type endopeptidase activity. The record is from RefSeq and is a predicted model, not a curated record. Gene Ontology annotation, biological process: proteolysis.